Hippocampus comes (tiger tail seahorse) is the source of this 1234-nucleotide messenger RNA. RefSeq names its product mitochondrial trans-2-enoyl-CoA reductase (gene mecr). NCBI's taxonomy places the organism in Eukaryota, Metazoa, Chordata, Actinopteri, Syngnathiformes, Syngnathidae. Bases 132 to 1208 code for a protein of 358 amino acids. The record is from RefSeq and is a predicted model, not a curated record. The transcript is spliced from 10 exons. Gene Ontology annotation, molecular function: oxidoreductase activity. Gene Ontology annotation, biological process: fatty acid metabolic process. Gene Ontology annotation, cellular component: mitochondrion.
CGCCAUUUCAACAUGGCCGCCUCCCGUCAGCGAGGUUAGCCCAACGGGAGGCUCCUCGCGUUCUGCCCAAUAUCGGGCCCUGUGAGCACGCCACAAGGCGGCCGCCGCUCGGCACCGUUUGUCGUACGAACAUGUCGCUUUAUCGGAGAAGCUUUUUGGCCGCCGCGCUCCUCGGAGCGGCUCGGGCGCACAACAUUCGCAGGCUGAGCCGCUGCCAAGCGCUCGUGUACGCGAACCACGGAGAUCCUUCCCGUGUCAUUCAGUUGAAGAAUGUGGAUCUUCGCCCGGUGGGUCCAAAAGAUGUUCUGGUGAAAAUCCUGGCCGCUCCCAUCAACCCGUCCGACAUCAACAUGAUCCAAGGGACAUACGCUAUCCUGCCCGAGCUGCCGGCCGUCGGCGGCAACGAGGGCGUGGCCCAGGUGGUGGAGGCCGGCGGCCGGGUCGCGUCGCUCCAAAUCGGAGACUGGGUCAUCCCCAGAGAUGCCGGCUCGGGCACGUGGAGGACGGCGGCCGUGUUCGACGAAGACGACGUGAUCGCGGUGCCCCGUGACAUCCCCCUGUUGGCGGCCGCCACGCUCGGGGUGAACCCCUGCACCGCCCUCAGGAUGUUGGCCGACUUUGAGCACCUGCAGCCGGGCGAUUCGCUGAUCCAGAACGCAGCCAACAGCGGCGUGGGGCAGGCGGUCAUUCAAAUCGCUGCGGCCAGGGGAAUCGACACCAUCAACGUGCUGCGAGACAGGCCGCAGUUCGCCCGGCUAAGCGAUCGACUGAAGGCCCUGGGAGCGAGUCACGUGAUCAAGGAGGACGCGCUGAGGCGCCCCGACUUGGAGGAACUCUUCAAGACGUGCCCAAAGCCCAAACUGGCCUUGAACGCCGUCGGAGGAAAGAGCGCCACCGAGCUGCUGCGUCAUCUCCAGGUCGGAGGCACCAUGGUGACUUACGGCGGGAUGUCCAAGCAGCCCGUCGCCGUCCCCACGAGCGCUCUUAUUUUCAAGGACGUAAAAGUGCGCGGCUUCUGGGUGACGCGGUGGAAGAGGCAACACUCAAACGGAGCGGUGAGAGCCACGCUGGCCGAGCUGUGCGCCCUCCUGCGCCAGGGAAAGCUGAGCGCCCCCGCCUGCGCCGAGGUGCCUCUGAGCGACUACCGCCGAGCCCUGGACGCCGCCGCGCAGCCCUUCGCCGCCGCCAAGCAGAUCCUGAUCACGUGAAGACGCCUCACGAAAUGGCAACGCUU